CCAGUGCGCAGCUGCCAACGCGCAGCAUUUGAACGUUCGUAGUUCGAUCGGCCAUAUUGCCCUCUGGGUCUUACACAACGCCCUCACACGAACGAUCGUGAGUUUACGAGGUAAGCGAAUAUUUCGAGGUUUCGUGUGGUGUGGGAGCCUGGCACAACGUAGAAAUACGAUUCCGUGCGAAGAAAGACGAUUUUACGCAGUAAUCGGCAGAACCUGGGACCACUGGUCGCGAGCAGAACGCGUAACAUCGACUGAUGAGAGAGAAUAUAAUUGAAUGAUUUAAUGAUUUUACCAUGACGAGUAACGUAGCAACAAUUAAAUUAGAAGAGGGGCAAGAAUCUGUGACAGAGAUACAAACAUACUUGGAGACAUUUAAUAAAGAAAUCGAAGGUCAAGGGGAGCAAUUGCAACAUGUGCAAUUGCAACAAGUGGAAGGAUUGUCAGGUGGUGAGGAAGGUGGAACUUAUUUUGUUGACCAAUCUGGUCAAUAUUAUUAUCAAGCAAAUAGCGAUGAAACGCCUGUAAUGACACAAGUGCAAAUUCAAGAAGUAGAGGAAUCUGAUGCACAGAAUGAUGGAGAAGGUUCUCAGGAAGAACAGUAUCAGGAAAUUGAAGAACUUGAGAAUGUUGACGGAGAUGAAGAUGGACAGGUGGCUAAUAGUGGAAAUAAUCAAGUUGUCAUCAAUUCUGGAGAUGCAUAUCAAACAGUUACAAUAGUACCAUCUGAUACUAACCCUGGUGAAGUCAGUUAUGUGUUAAUAGUGCAACAACCUGAUUCUGAAGAUAAAGACAGUAGACCCAUAGAAAGAGAAGGAACAGAAGGUGAAGAAGGAGAGGGUGAACAAGACCUUACUGUCUAUGACUUUGAAGACAAUGAAGACAAUGAAGCUCCUGCGGAAUCAGAAGCAGAGGAUGAUAAAACCAAAAUUAUUAAGUUCCUACCCAAAAAAUCCCAAACAGUUACUCAAGCUCAUAUGUGUAAUUACUGUAACUACACAAGUCCAAAACGGUAUCUAUUAUCAAGACACAUGAAGUCGCAUUCAGAGGAAAGACCGCAUAAAUGUAGUGUUUGCGAAAGAGGAUUUAAAACAUUAGCUUCACUUCAGAAUCAUGUUAAUACACAUACUGGGACCAAACCACAUCAUUGUAAAUUUUGUGACAGUGCAUUCACAACUUCUGGUGAACUUGUUAGACAUGUUCGAUACAGGCAUACACAUGAAAAACCACAUAAAUGCCAUGAAUGUGACUAUGCAUCUGUUGAACUGUCUAAAUUGAAGCGUCAUAUUAGAUGUCACACAGGGGAACGUCCAUAUCAGUGUCCACAUUGUACAUAUGCUAGCCCUGAUACAUUUAAGCUCAAACGGCACUUGCGAAUACAUACUGGAGAAAAACCAUACGAAUGUGAUUUUUGUCAAGCAAGGUUUACGCAGUCAAACAGUUUAAAAGCUCACAAACUUAUACAUAACGUUGGCGAUAAACCCGUAUUUCAAUGUGAACUAUGCCCAACAACUUGUGGCAGAAAAACAGAUCUCAGGAUUCAUGUACAAAAAUUACAUACCUCAGACAAACCUUUGAAAUGUAAACGCUGUGGAAAAACAUUCCCAGACAGAUAUAGCUAUAAACUGCAUAGUAAAACUCACGAGGGUGAGAAAUGCUAUAAAUGUGAUUUAUGCCCAUAUGCAUCAAUAUCUGCGCGACAUCUGGAAAGUCACAUGUUAAUCCAUACGGAUCAGAAACCUUAUCAGUGUGAUCAUUGCUUUCAGUCAUUUAGACAAAAGCAACUACUCAAACGUCAUUGUAAUCUUUACCAUAAUCCUACUUAUGUUCCUCCUCCACCACAAGAAAAAACUCACCAAUGUCCUGAAUGUGAACGGCCGUUCAGACACAAAGGAAAUCUUAUUCGACAUAUGGCUGUACACGACCCGGAAUCGUCCCUCCAAGAGAAGCAACAAGCAUUGAAGAUGGGUAGACAGAAAAAGAUUCAAAUCAUUGAUGGACAAAGAGUUGAAGUAAUGACAGGUUAUGAAGACGAGGAGGAAGAUGAAGAAGAUAUGAUGGCAGUUGAAGGAAGUGAUGGCCAACAGUAUGUAGUGCUGGAAGUGAUUCAACUAGCUGAUAAUCAAGGAACUGAUCAAAUGGCUGUUGUAGCAAGCGAAGAUGGAGACCUGGUAAUGCAAGAUCCUUUGAGCCAAGAAAGUGGCAUUGUAACUGGUACAGGAGAAGAUGGAGACGAUGUAGAAGAGGACGAAAUGGAAAUGGACGACUUGAAACUGGACACGGAACAGUUGACUAAAUCUGCAGCUCAAAAUGCGCAAAGCGAUCCAAAGUUACAAAAAGAAAUGGAAACCUGUUUCGGUUUUGACGAGGAAGAGGAUGAAGAAGAUGAAGAGAAUAGCAACAUAAAUAUAUUGCAGACAAUUUCGUAA
Dufourea novaeangliae is the source of this 2426-nucleotide messenger RNA. Its product is annotated as transcriptional repressor CTCFL-like. Gene Ontology annotation, cellular component: nucleus. The coding region runs from base 294 to 2426 and encodes 710 amino acids. NCBI's taxonomy places the organism in Eukaryota, Metazoa, Arthropoda, Insecta, Hymenoptera, Halictidae. The transcript has 13 exons. The record is from RefSeq and is a predicted model, not a curated record.